Bombyx mori (domestic silkworm) is the source of this 4625-nucleotide messenger RNA. Its product is annotated as cytochrome b5. Gene Ontology annotation, cellular component: intracellular membrane-bounded organelle; membrane. Gene Ontology annotation, molecular function: heme binding. The coding region runs from base 235 to 624 and encodes 129 amino acids. The record is from RefSeq and is a predicted model, not a curated record. The transcript is spliced from 4 exons. NCBI's taxonomy places the organism in Eukaryota, Metazoa, Arthropoda, Insecta, Lepidoptera, Bombycidae.
UCAAUUCAUGUCACGUUGUCACUCUUGUCAUAUGUAAAUUGCCCGUCGUACUUCAUUGGUCGGACUCGGUAGAGUAGAAGUUUUGUACAUAAAGUGCCGACGUGCGACUCUUUAGAAAAAUCUCAUUUCCAAUUUGAUCGCUUUUUUACAUAUUUGACUAUUCAGAAAUAUAUCUGAAGCUAUAAACAAAUUGGUGGUAGCGUAGUGAUUUAAUUUAAAUUAAUAAACAUAAUAAUGGAAGGUGAAAUGAAAUUGUUCACGCGCGAAGAACUGAAGUCCCGGUCUACGCGUGCUGACGCCGUACUAAUUAUCCACAACGAAGUCUACGACGUCACAAAAUUCCUCCUCGAGCACCCUGGCGGUGAAGAGGUACUUCUGGAGAAAGCAGGUCAAGAUGCUUCCGAGCCGUUUGAGGACGUGAGCCACAGUUCUGAUGCCAGAUCGUUGAUGAAGAAGUACAAGAUCGGGGAGUUGGUGGAGAGCGACCGCGUGCAGACCCGAGCCGGCUUCAGCCCGCAGUGGACCAACGAGCAGGCGCAGGAGCAGGGCAAUUGGAGCUCCUGGCUGACGCCGCUGCUGCUGGGCGUGGCGGCCACGCUGCUCUACAGGUACCUGUUUGUCUAGGCAACACGCUCGCCCGACACUCGCUACUUCACUACUUUGUAUUUUUGAUAUGUACGAUGACACGAAUUUUAUAAAAAAAAUAGAACAGCUGUUUCUCGUUACAAAAGCGAAACUCCUAUGACUACACGGAGAUAACUAAUUUCCAUUCCGCUUAAAACUCGUAUAGAAUAAAAUUCGAUACUACUCUUUUACUUUGACUAGGCUCAAAGGAGUUUCACUUUUCUAAAUGAUAAAUUAAAAAAGCGCGGGUUUGUUGACAUUGCGCUGAUAAGUCAAACUUUUGUUGUCUUAUUGUCAAAUAUUAAAGUAUUUAUUUAAUCUCUUGAUAAUAAUAUUGUAAUUUAAGGUAGUUUGAACAAAGCUAUCGCGAUCAUCAAAACCAGUUCUUAAACGAUAAUUUAUUGUAAAAUUUCAUAAUAGUUUAAACCUCCGUGUUGGUCGUACACGUCGAAUGGCAUUUCGAAGCAGUGCGAGUACAACACAAACCUUCGUUAGCAUAGUUAUUGUAACGCAAACGAUCCCUGUGACGAGCAUUUUCAAUUCCAUUUAAAAGUCUGGAUAAAAUAUGUAAAGAGACCGAACGGAUGUAAACCGUAGAUUAAAUAACAGAUGUAACAAAAAGAUUUUGGAUAAGAUCGUAUUUACAUUUUGUAAACAGAAUGCUUGGGCUCAAAAAAGAAGGUCAAUUUAAUUCCGUCCUAACACCGAUGUCCCAGUUAGACCUCCGCCCCAUCCUGCUCGUAGGUACUGGAUGUAUGCACGCCGCGAGCGCAGUGCCGACACCGGUCUGGUCCCGCGGGGCUACUCCACUCUAACAGAGCGUGUAUCUUGUCUCCUCACGGUCCAUUUGUUUAUUGACAAACUAAUAACCGCUACAAUUUGACCAAAAGAGUUCGACGAGAAUUGUGAGAUUUUGGAAACAAAUCUUUUUGUUACAUUUCACAUGAAUAUUGAACUAUGUUGCAGCAAACCUAAUAUUCAUUUUAUGCAUCAGUAGCUAAGCAGAGAUUUGCUAACAAAUUAUGAACUGACUAUUGGGUGCAUGAAUGUACUGCGGUCACGCUCUCAACUAUUUUUUGUAUUUUUAUAACGCCCUACUGAUGUCACUUGAAAGCCAUUUAUUUAUCAAAUAAAUAGAUAGAUAUCUGUAAACAUAACCCUAUACCUCGCUCUCAGUUGUUUUAAUCAUCGACACCAUCAGUGUGCUUAGUGCGAGUUCCUUAACGUUCUCGAUAGCGUAAAAGUUAAGCCAAUUUUGUAUGCAGUUGGAACAGCGCUCCUAGCGGCAAACGUAAGCAAACGAUCCCAUUCCAUACAAAUAUGAGCUAACUUUUACACCAUCCAGAACGUUAAAAAACUCGCACUAAGCACACAGAACCGAUGGAAACAGGCCUGCCACCAAUUUGGUUCAUGAAUACAAUUUUUAUAUUUUAAUUUAGUAAUUGUGUAAAAUUAUAUAUAUAUGUAUGUAUAUCUUUACGUAUGUUAAGUAUGCAUGUAAAAAAAAUAGGAAAAAUCCAUGCAAUGUGUAUGGUUAAUAAACAUUCAAAGGGCAUCUACAAGUGUACAGUGUGCUUAGUGCGAAUUUUUGAUCUUCUCAAUCUUCUAGACCUAGCGGCAAACGAAGAGAAACGGUUCCAACUCCAUACAAAUUCGAGUUAACUUUUACGCUAUCGAGAACGUUAAAAAACUCGCACUAAGCACACUGCACGCGGUUGUGGCUAUAGCCACCAAUAGCAGAUCAACAAACAUUUACGAUUUGAUUAUAUUUUUAAUAUUUUUACAAGUUUUCAAGCCGAUAUUGCCUUAUUGCUAUGUAGCUUAAGCUAAGAUCCGGUUUAACUUUUAACCCAUACCUUUAGACAAUAGUAGGGGAGCCCACGAUGCUAAAUGGAGACUUACUUGAGCGUCAAGAUACCUAUUGGGUUGUAAAGCUUAGAUAAUAAAAAGAAAAAAACUGUUAUUUAAUGUAUACCUUUUGAUCGGUCAGAUUUUCUAAGAGGAUGUUAAGUGAACCUAAAAGCUCUCAAAAACCUGACGAUUUGGAUGUUACGCAAACUCGAGGCUAUUAUUAAAAUGUGCAAAAAAUUCGCCAUUUUGAAAUACUCAAGCGCAUCAGAUUAAUAUACAUAUUAUUAUAUGGUUCAUCUUUAUGUCCUAGACGUGCUGUCUCUUAAUCUCACGAUAAUUUGGACUAAUUUGCUUAAUAUGACGAUGAAAUAAAACAUCUUUAUACCUAAAUGAAAAGCUCCGGAAUUGCAUAAAAAUAAAAAGGGUGUGUUUUUAAGAAUACUUGUAUUUAUAACAUAAAAAAGGAAUACGGACGCCGGAACGCAGUACGCGACUGCACGCAUUAAACUUUAACGACGAAUUUUUGUUACUUUGGCUGCUGGAAAUCGUCAGAUUAAAUAAUAUUUUUCGAUAACCUUGAAUUAUUAUAUGACGUAACCCUCCCCUUUCUUUACGUCACUCAAAUUGUCGGAUUAAUGAAAUAGGUAUACACUUAUUAGCAUAUAAUGUUCUCGGCCUAUCUUAAUCUGACGAUCUGACUGAUCGAGAAUUUCUUAUGAUCAAUUUUCUUUUACUAAGCUGAUCCUUUAUCCUUGACGGGCGGCUAUAUAUAUGGGGCUCAUAUUUGGUGGAGGUCCUUAACUGGGUACAAGGUACCGCCCUGUAUCUGCCGCGCUUUAGUAAGUCCCGAAAUUACGCACGGAAUCCCCUAUUACAAGCGAUUCGCGUGACUUACAGACGGCUCGCCUUGUUACCAGCUUCUAACAUUCAAUAGGUGAAUUUGGGGAGGGGGGUUGUAAUAUUUAUGAUUAAGCAAAACAUUACAUACAUUUUAUAACCGAAGAACCGUGACGCUUAAAAUAGUAAGAAAUUUUAUUGUUUAUGUGGAUAAGGGUAUUAGAAAUAGAAUAUAGGUGCUGAUUUUGAUGUUUAGUUACUAAGCAAAGUUUUGUGUUCAUGUUUAUGGGUGAACCUCAGAUUUCAGGUUAGAUUUGACGUGAGCACUACCAAAAUGUUAUUAUUAAAAAUGUGAAAAUGUUUCCUUAAGUUUCAAUUGGUUGUUGGUAACACAUUUAAUAAAAAACAGCAGUUUUUUAUAUAAUCUAUUUAUUUUUACUACUUUUAUUUUAACCUUGCACAAAAAAUAAGUAAAUUUUAAUAUUCCCUCUAUUCAAAACCACAUAAAAAUAAGAACCGAUGUCCAUUGAAAAAACUAAGAAUUAUUUCCGAAAUGUGUUAUAAACAGACAUUAAAUGUUUAUUUCAUUCAUUAUCAUCGAAGCGACGAUUCACAAAAUAAAAACAAUGUUAAAGAAGUAAAAAAUAAUAUUUUUUAUUAUAUACAUAUUAUUAUAUGCAUUUCAAUUAACAGAUGUGCGUCGGCUAAAUAUUAUACACAUGAGUAAUAUUACUCCGACUACGUCGGUAAAUUUAAUAAACAUUAUUUUUGUUACUGAAACAUAAACAAGUUGAAUACGUAUGAUGCCAUACGACUGUGCACAAAACAAUCUUUAUUCUUCGAAAUAAUAAACGUUUCAUAUUUUUUUUAAACAUCUAAAUGCGAUAUUAGUUGUUUAAUAUGUGUGUAUACUAGCUGCUGUACACAACAAGAUAAAAAUAAAUAAAAUUAAUUAAGUUCGAGAUCAAAAACAAGACGAGCGCAGCUUUCAGCGUUGGACAUCUAAAAUUUAGCUUACAAAAUAGGCUGCCAGCGUUCGGCCCGUCAGUCUGCUCGUACACAUUCAGCACAACCAGACAUAACAGUCAACCCUCCAACACGAGCAACUGAUAUUACUUUGCGGAUUAAACCAAUUAUUUAUCUAAAAAUACUAUUCAUUUCAGUCCAACCCUAAUCCGUACUAAGGUCCAGGGUCAUUAAUAAAUAAUGUUUCUGGUUUGUUUUUUUCUUGCAAUUUUAUUUUGACACAUAAACAUGGUUCUAUUAAGUAACUUUAAUUUUUUUAUUAUUAAAUUAUUUAAUUACAAUAACAA